AUGGAUCCAUUUUCAGCAGAAGGAGAGCUCCUCAACAUCCACAAUGCCUUUUACCAGGGGCAGUAUCAGGAAGUAGUAGACUUCGAUACCUCAUCAUUCUCCUCCGAAAACACUCUUGCCGCCCGUAUCCUCAAGUUGCGAGCACAGAUUGCUCUUGGACAGAGUAAAGAGGUGCUAAAGCUCCUAGGAGCCAAGAGGGAUACACCUGAGUUGGAUGCCGUUGCGGCGUUGGCACAGCAUGUCUCUGGAGACGAAGAAGGGGCUCUGAAACUGGCUGAGAGCCUGGCGGCCAAGCACGAAGAUAAUGCGGCAGUGCAGGUGCUGGACUGCGGAGGCACUCGCUCUGUUAUCGAAGCAUUCUGGAAAUCUAGAGGCGUGGGUUCUUCGUCCUCUUCGUCUUUUGCCUGUGAUAUGAGCAUAUGGCUAACAACCCAGCUUGAUAGUGUCGCUUUGAUUGUCCAGAUACACCUCCAGCAGAAUAGAUCAGAUCUCGCGCUAAAAGAAGUCCAGGCAGCUCGACGAUGGGCACAAGAUUCUUUGCUUGUUAACCUAGCAGAGUCCUGGGUGGGCAUGAGAGUGGGUGGUGAGAAGUACCAAGCUGCAUUCUACGUCUACGAAGAACUUGCUUCCGUCCCCAGCACGACUUCCGCAUUGUCAAUGGUCGGCCAAUCGGUGUCUGAACUACACUUAGGCCGUCUUCCGGAGGCAGAAGCCGCGCUGCAGUCCGCUCUCCAGAAGUACCCCGAAGACCCUCAAGUACUCGCAAACUCGAUUGUAUUAAAUACGAUCAAUGGAAAGGAUAAGGAGGAGUUGAUAGGAAAACUGAGCAAGAUCCAACCUGACCAUCCGCUCCUUACUGACUUGGAGGAAAAGUCGGCUCUUUUUGACACGGCUGCGGCGAAAUACUCCGUCAAGGCCUAG
Messenger RNA from Nannizzia gypsea CBS 118893, 921 nucleotides. RefSeq lists its product as hypothetical. The coding region runs from base 1 to 921 and encodes 306 amino acids. Gene Ontology annotation, biological process: endoplasmic reticulum to Golgi vesicle-mediated transport; retrograde vesicle-mediated transport, Golgi to endoplasmic reticulum; intra-Golgi vesicle-mediated transport. Gene Ontology annotation, cellular component: COPI vesicle coat. NCBI's taxonomy places the organism in Eukaryota, Fungi, Ascomycota, Eurotiomycetes, Onygenales, Arthrodermataceae. The transcript has 5 exons. The record is from RefSeq and is a predicted model, not a curated record. Gene Ontology annotation, molecular function: protein binding; structural molecule activity.